AUGUCCGGUGGUAAAUCUGGUGGUAAAGCUGCUUCUGCUAGCAAGAGCUCUCAAACUCGUUCGGCCAAGGCCGGUUUGACCUUCCCUGUUGGUCGUGUUCACCGUCUUCUUAGAAAGGGAAACUAUGCUCAACGUGUUGGUGCUGGUGCUCCCGUCUACCUUGCUGCUGUUCUUGAGUAUCUUGCUGCCGAAAUCCUCGAGUUGGCCGGUAACGCUGCUCGUGAUAACAAGAAGACUCGUAUCAUUCCCCGUCACUUGCAAUUGGCCAUCAGAAACGAUGAGGAGUUGAACAAGCUCUUAGGUCACGUCACUAUUGCCCAAGGUGGUGUCUUGCCCAACAUCCACCAAAACCUUCUCCCAAGAAAGACCACCAAGUCCAAGGGUGCCAGCCAAGAAUUGUAA
Molecule: messenger RNA, 402 nt
Organism: Sugiyamaella lignohabitans
Lineage: Eukaryota; Fungi; Ascomycota; Dipodascomycetes; Dipodascales; Trichomonascaceae
Gene: HTA2
Product: histone H2A
Exons: 1
Coding region: 1-402 (133 amino acids)
Cellular component (GO): nucleosome
Molecular function (GO): structural constituent of chromatin; protein heterodimerization activity; DNA binding
Source: RefSeq, a predicted model, not a curated record